Scophthalmus maximus (turbot) is the source of this 3307-nucleotide messenger RNA. RefSeq names its product tsukushi small leucine rich proteoglycan homolog (Xenopus laevis) (gene tsku). Gene Ontology annotation, molecular function: protein binding. Lineage: Eukaryota; Metazoa; Chordata; Actinopteri; Pleuronectiformes; Scophthalmidae. The transcript is spliced from 3 exons. The record is from RefSeq and is a predicted model, not a curated record. Gene Ontology annotation, cellular component: extracellular matrix. The coding region runs from base 314 to 1384 and encodes 356 amino acids.
UUCGCCCACCGGCGGCCUUGACGCGGGUGAACCGAGCCGAAGACGAGGCAGCGGGACUCCUGCGGGAUGGGGACAGACGAGUGUGUCCCACCAGAGUUUACAGCUGCUUUGUCGCGGGGCAGCAAACACACGGACGGGACCGCGCAGCCCAUGUAGCCCGGCACCGGGGGGACGACGACCACCACCACCGCACCGGGACUCGGAUGCGCUGCGGGGGUCUGGAAAAAGAAAAAGGAAAAAAAGAAAAAUGGGAGCGGUGAAGUGAAAAAAGAAAAGAAGACGGGCGAAAGAAGAACCGCGGAGGAAGUUGUGGAUGAACGGCGGCGAAGGCAUAAUGGUCCUCCUCCUGUGUUUCGGCUUGUCUCUGCUGGCGGCGGUCCAGUCCAGUGGCGCCAUCAGGAACUGCCACCCCGGUUGCCACUGCGAGGUGGAAAGCUUCGGCCUGUUCGACAGCUUCAGCCUGACCAGGGUGGACUGCCGCAGGCUGGGUCCCAGCACCACCAUGCCCGUCCCCAUCCCGCUGGACACCGCCCACCUGGACCUGUCCUCCAACUCCAUGGGCCCGCUCAGCGACGCCAUGCUAGCCGGUCCGGGCUACACCACGCUCAUCAGCUUAGACCUCAGCAGCAACCAUAUCACAGAGCUAAGCCCCAACGCCUUGUCCAAGCUGCGUUACCUGGAGACUCUGGAUCUGAGCCGCAACGACCUGCAGCGCCUCUCCCCGAGAUGUUUCUCCGGCCUCCCUCUGGCCGAAGUGGACCUCAGCCACAACAGCUUCAAGGAGUUCGACAUGGACGUGUUCGCGACCAAAGUCAACGGUGAACCCGUCAGCGUGGAUCUGUCGCACAACGAGCUCGCGUCCGUCACCACGACGCCGCGCGGCAAACUUUUACACAUUCAGACGUUAAAUCUGUCGGCGAACCGGCUGUCGAGUGUACCGAGGCUGCCGGGACUUCCGCUGAGGUACCUCAAUCUGGAUGGUAACCCCAUCGCGCACAUCGCGGAGGGAGCCUUCGCGCCGCUGAAAGAUCUGGUUUAUUUAUCCAUCAGUGGCCUCGAUGGGCUUCAGGGAAUUGCGCCGCGCAGCUUCGAGGGCCUCCAGAGCCUCCAGGUCCUGGACCUCUCCCACAACCACAUGCUGAAGGCCCUGAGCCCCGCCGUUUUCAGCGGACUGGACUCCCUGCAGGAGCUUAAUUUGUCGGGCUCCGGCGUGGCGUCCUUGCCAAAUAACAUGCUGACCCACUUGCCCAGCAUUAAGAGCAUUACGCUGGGACCAAACAUCCACUGCUGGAGGACCCAGAAACAGGGGCAGUUCCACCGGCAGCUGGGCCAGGUCCAACACAACGAGGUCCUGAACUGCAACGUGGAGGGCGUCGCGCUGUGAGGCCGGACGCGGGACCACUCCUGACAAUCAUAAUGCCAGAGCUGUGCCUUAUGUGCUUUGAUAUGCAAUACACUUUAUUUUUUGUGUAACUCUCAAAAUUACCUCUAUUUCAAAGUUUUGCUUUGAAAUAUGUCUUAAAGGUUUAAUGUGGGCUUCACGAACACGCAAAUGCUGUAGCUUUUUAGAAGCAAUUUACAUAAUUUUCACAGCACAGGACAAUUCUUUCACAUCUUAACUUACAGUAGAGAAUGAACUCGUAGUGAACCUUUACUUAAUGUAUUUCAUGUAAAGUGGGACCAUAUUAUUUGCACUUAUUCCAAUUCCAUUUCUUUUUAGAUAAUACACCUGCACCUGGACGAAACGUCAUCCCGUGUCAUAGCCUACAAAGCCUUCUGUUGACCACUAAGAAUUUCUCAUUUGACUUUGAAUGUUAUGUGAUUUAUAUAGAAACGAUAAGAAAGGAAUUGUAUUGCAUUUUGGGAAUUGCACAUAUUCGCUUCACAGUCAAAAAGUAUCGAUGGGGCUUUGCACAAAGACUUGAUGCAGGGGGCGAACAGCAAGCUGGGCCGAGUUCACCGUUUGUAGGAAUAAAAUUUAAAGAAUACUUUCUACUGUGGAUUAGAUGGAUUACGGGCUGAGCUAGCUGUUUUCCCCGUUUCCAGUCUUUAUGUGCAGUUCGUAGACACGACUCGUUGUCUCGAGACUGGGGGUCUUGCAGUUGUUGCCAGUUCGUACGUGAUCGACUGGCUACCGGGGGUCACGUGCCACACACGAUUCUUCACCAGUAGAAAACAUCCGACUACGCUGUAGUCCUGUGUUCUGAUUUGACGGCCGUUUCCGCCGAUUCGUCUAGAUCACUUAGCCUGCUAGAAAUCUUGUCGGGGAGCCUCUCGAAUCGUGUCAUUGAAAAGUUGCGAACUUUGUCGGCGAUUGGAAAAAAAUAAGGCUAAAAAUCGCGUGGCGUGAACUGAGCAUUCAUAUUUACUGUACAGACGUGAUAGUGGUGUCAAACGAGUUCAUCUAUUGUGGUCUGAAAGGCUGAUUUCGCGUCACCCGCACCGGGUGACGCCAAUAACGCAAAGACACGAAAUUCGCUCGAGUGGCGAAUAAAAGCUGAUUAGCGCCGAGACCCUCCCGACGUCACUGACGUCCGACAGAGGUCGGGUGGACGUAAACGCCAUUUACGCCCAAUAAAAUGCAUAACGACCCGGCCGGCCAAAAGGAAAUGUCAAAAAUUGCGCUUGGCGUGUCGGUGUGAACGCAGCCGUGUCGCAGCCACGACAUUUGCAGCUUACUGCUUGAAAUUUCUCCUGCAAGUGUUGGACAGAAACUGACAGCUUGUCCGUGGUGAUUUGACAAUUUCUUUCUCAGCGUGGCAGCAGGUUUGGUGUUGACCGCCUUUGCGAUCGACGUCCACGCUUCGUUCCGAUUCGCUGACCUGCGUCGCCGUCGUCUCACCGGCGUCACGCGACUUAAACGAGUCGUGUCGGUGGCGCCUGGGAAUUUUUCAUUCUGACCCUCUGACAAACCCUCCAUUCUCCAGAUCAACAAGAAAAGCCGUCUCCGACACUUUCACAUAUUUGGUAGCGAAGUUGGACGCUGGUAUCUUGUUGACGCGCGAACGCCGCGCCGCCGCCCGUGAAAAACCUCACCGUAGCAUUCCUGUCCUGUGGUGUUUCCCCUGGAGAGGAGCAGCCUCCCGACUGCACGUGAAGAGUUCGUGAAUGUCCGAUUUGUCAACGGCUCGAUGGUGUUUCUCUCGGUUUUGAGAUUUUUAAAAAAGUAAAAUCCACCUUUCGUCGGCUGGUUAACUGAACGCCAGAUGAGCCCAGUUUUUAUAUUUGUAUGUACCGUACGCAACUCUGAUGUAUAUAACUUUAUAUAUAUUUGACUCUUAUGUGUAAUAAAUGGACUAUUCUCACA